GAAUGGCGGUGCCUCAUAUGCCUCGUGUAGUGAGUAGCCUUGUGAGCUUGGGGCUCAUGGUCCCAUCCAACAGCAGAGAGUGCACGGCGUUUUCGGUCGGACCCGAUGGCGGCAGGGAUUAGAUCGUCGAUUUAGCUCGGACUCUCGCGGAGAUGGAGCGUAUCUCGUUCCGCGCGGCUGAUCAUCUCGUUCAUAGAUAUAAACACAGCUUCUUGGGAAACUGCAAAACACUUGUGAACGUGAACUUCUGUGACUUGCACUGACAUUAAUUCGAAGACAUACAUCAUGUCGACGCAGGCCCAGGAAUCUCUGGACAGCUCGAGGGGCUACUUCGAUCACCACUUCAUUAUGGACGCCUUGCCGAAUAGCAAAAUCGCCGGUGCUACAGGAGAACACCCUGUCAUUGCGGGCUUCGCAACCAUCAUCCUUUCCAUCGCUGCUGUCUUACUCUACAAGGCUCAAAAUGUCUCGCGUCUUAUCCAAUUCGCCUGGUGCUGUUUCUUCAAGCCUGUCAAGGGCUCAUCCCAGUCGGAACAUCUGGACUCCUUCUACACCGCCCAAGCCGAUAUCUAUGAUGCGACCAGGACCGCGUUAUUGAAGGGCAGGGAGACGAUGCUCCAACUGGCCGCUGCCGAAUUGAAAGCUCGAUAUGAAGUCACGCCUAGUUCGCCCAACCUCAUGAGACAGCCUCGGAUCUGGGUCGAUCUUGGAGGAGGCACCGGGUAUAACAUCGAGGCGAUGGACCAAUUUAUGCCUAUUGCGACUUUUGACGCAGUCUAUCUGGUCGAUCUUUGCAAGCCUUUGCUAGAGGUGGCGCACAAACGCUUCAAAGAGCGCCGCUGGAAGAACGUUCACGUCGUGCACUGCGACGCUACCAAGUUCAAGCUCCCACUCGACAAGUAUGGGCGUCAAUGUAAAGCGGCCUUGAUCACGAUGAGCUAUUCUUUGUCGAUGAUUCCGCCGUAUCACAAAGCACUCGAUAGGAUGUCGGAUAUGCUCGACCCGAAGGGCGUCAUGGGUGUCGUCGACUUUUACGCAAAGAGAUGUAAGAACAAGAAUCCGCACAUUAGCGACCUGAACAUGGAUACUGGCCUCUUUGGUACCUGGUUCUGGACUACCUGGUUCUCGUUUGAUCACGUCCACCUAAAACCGGACCGAAUGGAAUACCUACAAUAUCGAUUCGCCGGACGCAAGCAGAUCUAUGCCCGCAACGAGUUCAUUCUGCCUUGGGCGAUCCAGAUCCCUUAUUACAUCUAUCUCGGUGACAAGCGACAGGACGUCACUCCUGAGGCGAUCUCACUCCCACAACCGACCAAUUUUCGGCUUGAGCACGGCCUUCUGACGCCGGUUUCUCCGUGGCAAAAAGCCAAUACACAAGAGGACGCGGCCGACCUCACCGAGUUCAGUCUUGGUGCCAGCGCAUUGGAUGAUACGGUCCAGCAGGCCGUAGUCGCGCAAAGGGUAGUGAAACAAAGAGCUCAAUCCGCAUGGCGCUUGCCCUACGAAGAACAGGAAGUACACAAGGAAUUCCGGACACAUAUCUAUGGCUGGACGUGGGAGGAUCCUGCUGUAGACGUCGAAAAGUUACAGAUCCAGGAUGGCGAUUCGAUCCUUUGCAUCACCAGUGCUGGGGACAAUGUUCUCCACUAUGCUAUCAAGGCACAAGUUGAGGUACAUUCUGUGGAUAUGAACCCCUGUCAAGGCAAUAUCCUAGAACUCAAGCUCGCAGCUAUUAAAGCGUUGGAGUACGCUGAUUUCUGGAAGAUGUUCGGUGAAGGCUGUCAUUCCGAGUUCGAAAAGCUUCUGGACGCCAAGCUGUCGCCUUACCUUUCAUCGGGGACCUACGCUUAUUGGAAGGCGAACAGCUACCAAUUCACCACCAACUGGUUUCUGCAAGGAUAUUCCGGAUGGGCCAUCCGCUUGGCCAACUUUGCUUUCCGUGCCAUGGGGGUGACCAAAGAUGUCCAGCGUUUCAUCAACGCAGAUUCGACCAUCGAGCAGCAAAAGAUCUGGGCGUCAAAACUUCGCUGGGUACUGCUCAACCCGGUGAUGCGGACGGUCCUGGCCUCACCAGUCUUCUGCUGGAACGCCUUGGGAGUUCCUCGAAACCAACUCUCGGUCCUGCUCGAGGACGGUGACAUCUCCUCCUUUAUUGCCGGCACUUUUGACCCGCUACCAGGCCUUGCCACAUUCAAGAACGGAGCCUAUCACUACUUUUUGUGCUUGAAUGGAAAAUACACUCGCUCCUCGUGCCCCUUGUACCUCACGCCGGAGGGUUUCAACGCGCUCAAGAGCCGGUCCGGCGGCAGGACCCAGAACAUCCGACUGCACACCGAUACCAUUCUCAACGUCUUGUCCGGUCUGGGCGACGGAUCCUUGACCAAGAUCAUCGUCAUGGAUUCUCUGGACUGGUUCGACCGGAUCGAUCCGUCCAAGCCCAUGCCUGCGGACAGGUACAAAAGGAUGACAGACGCUAGCCCAGAGGAGGCGCUUGAUAUGCUCCACAGCGAACUCGAUCACGAGAUCAUCGAGAUGAAACGAGUCCUCAAAUCGGGCGGAAUGGCCGUCUGGCGUUCGGCGGGGAAAUAUCCUUGGUACCGACAGCGGUUCGAGCUGGCUGGGUUUGAGGUCGAGCCGAUCGACAUUAGACAGACCGGGCUCGCCAUCGAUCGAGUGAAUAUGUAUGCUUCGUUCUGGAAGGCUGUCAAGGUAUAGCGCAAGACAAGGCACUAGGUUGCGGAGAAAGGAUAUAAACGCAGACCCAGGAGGUUGAGAUGACGGAAAACAGGCUCGUAACCGAUUCACAACAUC
Messenger RNA from Filobasidium floriforme, 2811 nucleotides. RefSeq lists its product as uncharacterized. The record is from RefSeq and is a predicted model, not a curated record. The coding region runs from base 286 to 2715 and encodes 809 amino acids. Lineage: Eukaryota; Fungi; Basidiomycota; Tremellomycetes; Filobasidiales; Filobasidiaceae. The transcript is spliced from 12 exons.